AUGGACAGAGUAGUAUCCGCGAAGCAGACCGUCGUUCUGUACCCCGGCGGCGGCGCCGGGCACCUCGGGCCGAUGACGCAGCUCGCCAAGGUCUUCCUCCACCACGGCUACGACGUCACCAUAGUGCUCCUGGAGCCGCCCAUCAAGUCGAUCGCGCCCGGCGCCAGCUUCAUCGAGGGCCUCGCCGCCUCCAACCCGUCCAUCACCUUCCACCUCCUCCCGCCGAUCCCGCCCCCUGACUUCGCCAGCGCCACCAAGCACCCUUUCCUCCUCGUGCAGGAGCUGCUGGGCCAGUACAACGACAAGCUCGAGAGCUUCCUCCGCUCUAUCCCCCGGGAGCGCCUGCACUCCCUCGUCAUCGACAUGUUCUGCACCGACGCCAUCAACGUGGCCGCAAAGGUGGGCGUCCCCGUCUACACGUUCUUCGCGGCGAGCGCAGGAGCUCUGGCCGUCCUAACCCAGACGGCGGCGCUGCUUGCCGGUCGGCAAACGGGCCUGAAGGAGCUUGGAGACACGCCCCUCGAGUUCCUUGGCGUCCCGCCGAUGCCGGCGUCCCAUAUCCUCAGGGAGAUGCUCGAGGACCCGGAGGACGAGCUGUGCAAGACCAUGACGGAGAUCUGGAAGCGCGACACGGACACCCGGGGCGUCCUGAUCAACACCUUCUACUCACUGGAGGGCCGGGCCCUGCAGGCGUUCAGCGACCCGCUGUGCUUGCUGUCCGAGGAGCAGGUUAAGGAGAUCGCCGCUGGCCUAGAGAAGUCCGGGCAACGGUUCCUGUGGGUGGUGCGCACGCCGGCCAGCGACCCGAAACGACUCUGGGAGCCACGCCCGGAGCCGGACCUUGACACCAUCCUGCCGGAGGGGUUCUUGGAGCGGACCAGGGACCGCGGCCUCGUCAUCAAGUCGUGGGCACCGCAGGUGGAUGUGCUCAACAACCCAGCUAUUGGCGCGUUUGUCACCCACUGCGGGUGGAACUCGACGCUUGAGGCCAUCGCAGCGGGUGCCGAUGCUGUGCUGGCCACUGGACGCAGAGCAGAAGAUCAACAAGGUACUUAUGACCGAGGCCAUGGGCAUCGGGCUGGAGCUGGAGGGGUACAACACAGGUUUCAUCAAGGCUGA
Messenger RNA from Miscanthus lutarioriparius, 1119 nucleotides. NCBI's taxonomy places the organism in Eukaryota, Viridiplantae, Streptophyta, Magnoliopsida, Poales, Poaceae. The record is from the annotation of a GenBank genome assembly.